Molecule: messenger RNA, 1698 nt
Organism: Hyposmocoma kahamanoa
Lineage: Eukaryota; Metazoa; Arthropoda; Insecta; Lepidoptera; Cosmopterigidae
Product: glutamic acid-rich protein-like
Exons: 5
Coding region: 1-1698 (565 amino acids)
Source: RefSeq, a predicted model, not a curated record
AUGGUUAAGGAAGAUCGGAAAAACCACCACUGUCGCAGUACAUUCAAAACUUCUACUAUCAGAGUUCAAAAGGACGUAGAUCUCAAAACAUGUUUCUUUAUCUAUCGUCAGAGUAAAAAUACUAAGACUAGCGACACUAAUGGCACCAGAAAUGCAGGUGACAGUGAUGGUAACGAAGACUUCAAAACAGAAUACACUAACAAUACAAAGAUGAUGACCGCCGACAUUGUAUCAGCCAUAGAUCAAAAUGAAGUCAGCUGUCCACGUUGUAGAUAUAUAAUGCAUCACGCACAAAAAACAGUGCGACAACUCUCAGUUGCUGAGAGAAUUUUUCCGAAUAAUAUUUGCGAACAUUGUCAAGCAAAAGCAAAGGAUCCAUUCCCAAAGACGAAAGAAGAGUUGGUUUACUCUAGGCUAAAAUCGGAGGGCAAACUAUUACGGCGAAGAAAAAAAGAAAAAAAUACGUUUGUAUCUUUAUCCAACAUAAGGCGAGACCUACAAAAAUCAAAACUUCCAAGAAUAGACCCUAGAAUAACACCGUUGAUAUCAUCAUUAAAAUUGGAUGACAAAUCAUUAAGCGAUGUCGAAUCACCAGUAAAUCAAGAUUCCAACAUUCUUAUGCCACCUAAAUACGAUGAUACGGCUUUAGAGGAAGAAUCUGGUAUUUGUAUAAAAACCAAAAAGGCCCAUGAUAAGAGAUUCUUUGCAGGAAAUAAAGAUGACGACAUGGAAAAGAAAAAACUUGACGAAAAGAGAGAAAAAGCUGAAACGCUAAACAAGAAGCAAAGAAAAGAAGGUAUUUUAGAUAGUUCUACAGGGGAAAAGGAAAAGUAUAGUAAAAGAAAGCUAUCAAAAACCUCCGAGACAGAACUUUCUAAAAUUGACGACGGUAUCAAUCAGGAUAAAAAAAAACGUCAGAAAUAUAAUGAUAAUGAGGCUUCAGGUAAGGAUAGAAAAGGGGUAAAUUAUGAAGAACGUACAUACAACAAGAAAAAAGAGAAUGAAAAUGAAAAAAUAGAUAAAGAAAAAACAUUACCUGGGAAAGGAUUGUCGUCACCUGGAAAAGGUAAAAAAAGAUCUGGUAAUGAUAUAGUAUCACCUAAAGACAUUUCAAAUAGGGAUAAAACAUUAUCGUUUCCGGAAGAAGGUUUACACAAAGAAGAAGAACAAAAUAAAAAAAAGUGGUACCUGGAACCUGGAAAAGAAAAAAAAAUGCCUGUCAAGGGAGAAGUAUUAACGGCAGUCGAAAAGCGAUUGCCGGUAUCUAAAAAAAAUUCUGAUAAAGAAGAAGCGUUAUUGCCAUCUAAACAAAUUUCUGAUAAGGAAAAAUCAUUAUCGCCACAUAAAAAAGGAUUACAGGAACAACAAGUAGAAAAUGAAGACAAGUCUUAUAAAAAAAAAGAAUUACCAACAUUUGAAAAGGAAUUAUUACAUGGAAAAAAAGAAGGAAAAUCGGAUGAAGAACAGAUAAGGUAUUUGGCAUCAGGUCAAAAAGAAAAACAUACCCUUGACGGGGCAAAGAAAGAAAAAUUGAAUAAUUCGAAAACCAAGAUUAACGUUAUUCCCGCUGAUGAUGAACUAUUGGUUGGUAAAAUGGAUAAAACCAAGCCUAAACCAUUAAAGAGCAAAAGCAUUACUCGACCAGCUGCAAUUAAACCGAGACACAAGAAACUAGAAAAUAUUGAAUCUCAAACCUAA